Molecule: messenger RNA, 1128 nt
Organism: Aureobasidium musti
Lineage: Eukaryota; Fungi; Ascomycota; Dothideomycetes; Dothideales; Saccotheciaceae
Source: the annotation of a GenBank genome assembly
AUGUCGACACUGAUCAAACCUCCACCAGCUGACCCCAGCAAGUCUGCAAUCGAGAGCGUGCUUGAGCUCAAGCAAUUAACCGACAUUGACCCUGGUAUCUUUACCAAUACACGACCACUAUGGCACCCUCCAGGUGCUCGUGGUAUCUACGGAGGCAUGUUGUCUCUAUGUGCCGAAUCUAGUCGACAACUUCUGACAAAGCACNNAGGUGCCGUGAUCGCCCAGUGUCUUGCGGCAGCGCAACGAACAGUCCGUGAUGACUUCACCGUCCACAGCAUGCACUGCUACUUUGUGCUAGCUGGCAAUGCGGAAAUCCCAAUCAUGUAUCACGUCGAAAAAGUCCGAGAUGGUCGAAGCUUCGCUACACGCACCGUACAAGCACGACAGCGCGGACGUCCCAUNUUUACAACAACCAUGUCGUUUGUACGAGAAAACAGCGGAGGUUCUGAGCGGGUCGAACACGCAGUCGACAUGCCGCCAGUGCCUGGACCUUCGGAGGACUUGAACAUUCCAGAACAGGACAAUAGCCCCUUUCAAAGCCAACGCAUACAUAUUCUCAAUCACGAAUCAGGUCGACCGCAAGAUAAAAAGACAAGACAGUGGAUCAAAGCUAGGGGCAAGAUCAGUCCAAGUGGAGGACACCAGGCACAUCUAUCGGCUCUGGCAUACAUGAGCGAUAGCUACUUCAUAGGCACAGUGUCACGGGUGCAUCGGCUGUGGAGAUUCUCGACAGCGGACAAGGACGGCAAGUCGACGAUUGACAACUCUGUGCUCGAGAAGCUUCGUGAUAUGGAUGAUGAUACGCUGCGGAGAAUGCAAGGAAUGGACGAAGAUGUCAUUUUGGCAUUGAGAAACAUGAAAGACAUCAACAGCGUAGAGCAGAGACGACCAGAAGUGGGCAUGAUGGUAAGUCUGGAUCAUACCAUCUACUUCCACUCGCCGCGCAACUUUCGUGCAGAUGAGUGGAUGUUUACGGAAAUGGAGAGUCCAUGGGCAGGAGAUGGCAGAGGGCUGGUACUGCAGAGGAUGUUCACAAAAGACGGCGAGCUGGUUGCAACGUGUGUGCAAGAGGGCGUGGUUCGACUGAAGGACAACAACAGGGCCAAGGAGGGAUCGAGCAAACUGUGA